UAUGAGACCUGCAUCAAUCCCAGCUGUUGUAUGUGAUGGUGCCUCUCAUCUUCCACGAUCCCGGUUUCCGCGAUAUGCGAGAAUCCAUCCUUCUGUUGACAUCAGAGGGGACCUUGUGACUUGCUGCAGAACCCCCAGAAUCCGACCAUCAACAUAUAAAAGGAUGAGUAUUCUCCCGCCAUCUUGAGCUGAAGCAGACAUUGGAUUAAACAAUCUGGAGACUUUGACAUCGACCCCUUCUAUUAUCAAGCAUGCGUCUCUCAUACCUCUCUAUCUAUGCCUUGGCUGCUCCCCUGGCAGCAGCCAUUCUCCCCCGUGCUGCAUCUCCGAACCCAACCACGCUCAUUACUGCGACCCAAGUCAACAAUGCAGCGGCCGCAGCGGCUCCUAGCCCGACCCAGCCCGGCAUUGCCUCGACCUGCAACUCGUACCAUCUGGUCGCGAGCGGAGACACCUGCGCCAGUAUUGCGACGGCUGCCGGCAUCUCGCUGACCGAUUUCUAUUCGUGGAACUCGGGCGUCGGCAGCGGGUGUACCGCCCUGUGGCUGGGGUACUACGUGUGCAUCGGCGUAGGAUCAACGACGACUACCACCACGACGACUACCACGACCACUUCGGCGGUGGCCACGCCAACUCCGAUCCAGACGGGUAUGGUGAGCAACUGCAAUGCCUUUUAUCUGGUGGCGUCGGGCGAUACGUGUACCACUGUUGCGACGAAAGAGGGAAUUACGGUGCAGAACAUUGUGGCGUGGAACCCGGCGGUGGGAACGGGCUGCACCAAUAUGUGGUACGGGUACUAUAUUUGUGUUGGAGUUUCGGCAUGAGUGAGCAUGGGUGGGUGCUGUUUGGCGAAGCGAUGGUCUAUGGUGGUCAAUAGGCAGUCGCAUGAUUAUCAUGCAUGUUGCGCAAGAACUGGGAGAAACAGUUGCUGUCAUCGACCGUGACUAAAAGUGGCAGCUUAGGUGACUUCAUGAUAGGUAGCAUAAUCCAAUCAACUUGUACUCAGUAUUAUUUUCUCUGUGCAACUCCGACUUUGAACAUUACGGUAUCUGUACAUCCAUAUGCUCUACUACUAGUAUAAGUAGAUACAUAUUAUGUUCAAGUAGCACUAGAGUCUCAGAUGAAAAAUCGGAAGACUAAUAGUACAGACUAUGGUC
Messenger RNA from Aspergillus saccharolyticus JOP 1030-1, 1157 nucleotides. RefSeq lists its product as uncharacterized. The coding region runs from base 252 to 824 and encodes 190 amino acids. NCBI's taxonomy places the organism in Eukaryota, Fungi, Ascomycota, Eurotiomycetes, Eurotiales, Aspergillaceae. The transcript has a single exon. The record is from RefSeq and is a predicted model, not a curated record.